CUUUCUUUUUGAUUUUUUAAAGAACAAAUAUUGAGUGCGAAGGACGGAGAAACAUGUCCCGACCGCUCCCCUUGAACCCCACCUUCAUCCCGCCUCCCUACGGCGUGCUCAGGUCCUUGCUGGAGAAUCCACUGAAGCUUCCCCUGCAUCACGAAGACGCAUUUAGUAAAGAUAAAGACAAAGAAAAGAAGCUGGAUGAUGAGAGCAAUAGCCCGACAGUCCCCCAGUCGGCCUUCUUGGGACCCACCCUAUGGGACAAAACCCUUCCCUACGAUGGAGAUACUUUCCAGUUGGAAUACAUGGACUUGGAGGAGUUUUUGUCGGAAAAUGGCAUCCCCCCCAGCCCAUCGCAGCAUGAGCACAGCCCGCACCCUCCAGCCCUGCAGCCAGCCCCCUCAGCAGCCCCCUCUGUCAUGGACCUCAGCAGCAGGGCCUCUGCACCCCUGCACCCUGGCCUCCCAUCCCCAAACUGUAUGCAGAGCCCCAUCCGACCAGGUCAGCUGCUGCCAGCAAACCGCAAUACACCAAGUCCCAUCGAUCCUGACACCAUCCAGGUCCCCGUGGGAUAUGAGCCUGACCCAGCUGACCUUGCCCUCUCCAGCAUCCCUGGGCAGGAAAUGUUUGAUCCUCGGAAACGCAAGUUCUCAGAAGAGGAACUGAAGCCACAGCCCAUGAUUAAGAAAGCACGCAAAGUCUUCAUCCCUGAUGAUCUGAAGGAUGACAAGUACUGGGCCCGGCGCAGAAAGAACAACAUGGCAGCCAAGCGCUCCCGCGACGCCCGAAGGCUCAAGGAGAACCAGAUCGCCAUCCGAGCAUCCUUCCUGGAGAAGGAGAACUCGGCGCUGCGCCAGGAGGUGGCCGAUCUGCGCAAGGAGCUGGGCAAGUGCAAGAACAUCCUGGCCAAGUACGAGGCCCGCCACGGGCCGCUGUAGGACUACCGAGCAUGGGGACGGUUCGUUUCCUGGCCCGGGACACCGCACCGAACCCCAAACACACCUUUCUGACAUCAGCACUUUACCAGAGGCAUCCACGCGACCCACUCCCGUCUUGGUGUGUUGUGUGCGUGUCCACGUGCUUGUGCGCCUGUUUUGUGGUCGGGGUCUGCGCGCCCCCAUGCAGGUAGGCCCUCCUCUGUCAGUGCCCCCACCCCAAAGAAAGGUGCCCAUGUUUUUACUGGACUCAGGAGACCUCCAUCAAGUGGGGUUUCUCCGCCACCUCCACCCCUACUUUCCACUCCCGCGCUUUUCCACGUUGCUUCUCCUCCUCUUGGUUCUCUGCCCUCUCCCGGG
Molecule: messenger RNA, 1289 nt
Organism: Suncus etruscus (white-toothed pygmy shrew)
Lineage: Eukaryota; Metazoa; Chordata; Mammalia; Eulipotyphla; Soricidae
Gene: HLF
Product: HLF transcription factor, PAR bZIP family member
Exons: 4
Coding region: 54-932 (292 amino acids)
Biological process (GO): regulation of transcription by RNA polymerase II
Cellular component (GO): nucleus
Molecular function (GO): RNA polymerase II cis-regulatory region sequence-specific DNA binding; DNA-binding transcription factor activity, RNA polymerase II-specific
Source: RefSeq, a predicted model, not a curated record